Molecule: messenger RNA, 2031 nt
Organism: Mesocestoides corti
Lineage: Eukaryota; Metazoa; Platyhelminthes; Cestoda; Cyclophyllidea; Mesocestoididae
Source: the annotation of a GenBank genome assembly
AUGGAUAUUCAAUAUGUUUACACGCGUAAGAGAGCAGAUUUUGGAAAACAAUGCAAUUUUACGGAUCGUCCUGCCGAGCUUCAUGUUGAUAUACCUCCUAGUGCGGAGUUGGCUGAGAAAUACAUACCUAGGAACCCGAUUUCCCGCAGUAUUCAAAAUGCCUGUGAAAUGUCCGAACACGAAGUGAAUACGGAAAGAGUUUUAUCAGAGGUGCGGGGCAUGAAUCACACAGAAGGUGGAUGGCCAAGAGAUGUUAAUUGCAACGAACCGGAGCAGGUUCAGCGGUAUAGGAAAAAGAUAGAGAAGGACGAAUUAUACACAGCGACAUUACAUUCACUAGCUAACUCAAUGGAGCACUGUAUUAGACAAAAUAAUGCCCUGAAUAUUUAUGAAGAAUAUUUCAAUGAUGUAGAAUACGAUGCUUCUGAGGAUCCUCCUUCAGCUAAAACCAUAAACAUAUUUCGUGAUAUUAAUGAAAUUAAGCGAUCUGCGACAUACGUCAGUUGGUUUCCCGACGGACCUACCAAGGUUGCUGUUGCUUAUUGUAAAACGGAAUUUUUGGGAAAUGUCAACAGUAAUUCAAUGGACUCGUAUGUUUGGGACUUUUCAAAUCCCAACAAGCCGGAUCUUGUAUUAAUGCCACCUUCGCCUUUAGUAUGUGUCGAAUUCAAUCCGAAAGAUGCGCAUACCUUAAUCGGAGGUCUAUGGGAUCGACGAAAAGGGACACUUCCCGUAGAGAUUUCGCCAAUCGAAAACAGUCACCGCGACCCGGCUUGGCGAGUGAUGUGGAUUCAGUCGAAGACAGGCACUGAGUGCUUUUCGACCAGCACAGACGGACAGGUGUUUUGGUGGGAUGUCCGCAAGAUGUCCGAGCCCACAGAAUUCAUGUAUCUGGAUCCAACCAAAACCCAGAGCUUCAACUGUGCCAUUGGUGCCUACGCUCUGGAGUAUGAAUCAACCAUUCCGACAAAAUUCAUGGUCGGGACCGAGCAGGGCUUGAUCAUUUCUUGCAAUCGUAAGGGCAAAUCGCCGGCCGAGAAGGUUGCAAACAUUUACCCCGGCCACAAGGGUCCAGUUUACGCCCUCCAACGCAAUCCAUUCUACACCAAGUUCUUCCUCUCCGUCGGGGACUGGUCGGCUAGAGUUUGGUCGGAGGACUUUCGUGACGAGCCAAUCAUGUGGACGCCUUACCACGAAUCAGGCGCAACAGAUGGAUGUUGGAGUCCAGUCAGACCCGCAGUGUUCUUCCUGACACGCCUAAACGGUUGUCUCGAAAUCUGGGACUACGUUUUUAAGCAGCGCGCGCCUACUCUCAGCAUGAAAUUCUUUACGAGGUUCGGCCACAGCUGUAUUAAGCUACAAUGCUUAUUUUCUAUUCUUCGCAUUGCACUAAUCGUAGAUUGUUUGCGUUUUUUCUUAUGGGUAUGCGAUGAGCCCCUGCACUGUGUGCGUGUCCACGAAGAGGGACAGUUUGUGGCGGUGGGCUCGGGCGGCGGUUCGACGACGAUCCUCGAGCUCUCAGACGGUUUCUCGACGUUAAGCAAGAACGAGAAGUCUGUGGUUGGCACGAUGUUCGAGCGUGAGGCGCACCGCGAGAAGAUCCUCGAGAGCAGAGCGAAGGAGUUGAAGCUGAAGGAGAAGCAGAAGGCGAUGGCCGAGGCCGCAGCUGCUGCCGCGGCAGCUCCCACACCAGCUGGCAGCGAACCGGUCAGCAAGGAGGCCGAAGAUGAAAGUGAGAAGGAGGAAGGGGAGGGCAACGUAGAGGCGCCAGAGGACGAGGAACUUUCCGCAGAGGAGCUGCUUAAAAAGGCAGAACACGACUUUUUUGACAUGAUCGCCCAGGAACGAAAGAGGCUCGAAGCGGAAAACGCCGCGAGAACUAAAAAACUGGAAGCCCUGCAGGAAGACGAGGAAGCCAAUGACUCUGGAAAAGGCGCUAGUGUAGACGAGGGAGGCAGUGGAGGUGGCGAUGAGACCGCCGCUUCUGAGGUAAUCUGGCAUCCAAUUAUACACUUCGUAUACACAUGCUAG